AUGCCUUCUGCUCUUAGGAACAUUGAGGAUUCACAGAAGUUUCGCUUUGUCCUUCAGUCCAACAGAAAUUCAGUCCUGAAUAGUGUUCCUACUUCACUAGUCACCUAUCGAAAGAGCAAAGUCUUUUCUUCUCCAAUUCCACUGCCAGGCAUGAAGAGCAAAACCAGCAAUUCAUUCUCACCAGAAUGGACUUUCAACAGAACCUUGUCUAACCUCAUCAGGAAAAACAUUUUGAGGUUCCUAGAUGCUGAGAGGGACAUCUCAAUUCUUAAGAGCACCUUUAAACCCGGGGAUGUAAUUCAUUAUAUAUUUGACCGCCAAAGCACCACAAACAUCUCUGAGAACCUGUACCACCUUUUGCCGACGGUGUCUCCAAUGAAGAACCAGCAUUACAAACAAUGUGCCAUCGUAGGGAACUCUGGGAUAUUACUGAAUAGCAGCUGCGGCAGAGAGAUUGAUUCACAUGACUUUGUCAUUAGGUGUAACCUGGCUCCAGUGGAGGAGUAUGCAGCUGAUGUGGGCCUGCGCACGAGUCUGGUGACCAUGAACCCUUCUGUGGUGCAGCGUGCUUUUCAGGACCUGAACAGUGAGGAGUGGGUGCAGCGCUUUGUCCACAGGCUGCAGAGCCUCAGUGGGAGUGUGCUGUGGAUCCCUGCCUUCAUGGCUAAAGGAGGAGAGGAGCGAGUGGAGUGGGCCAUCCGCCUAAUUCUUCUGCAUACUGUGAACGUCCGCACCGCCUUCCCCUCCCUGCGUCUGCUCCAUGCUGUCAGAGGGUACUGGCUGACCAAUCAUGUCCAGAUCAAAAGACCCACCACCGGACUCCUGAUGUACACCAUGGCUACGCGCUUUUGUGACCAGAUCCACUUGUAUGGCUUCUGGCCUUUCGCUCAUGAUCCUGAUGGCAAAUCGGUCAAGUACCACUACUACGACAAGCUAACUUACCACUACACAUCUGGUGCCAGUCCGCACACAAUGCCUUUGGAAUUUCGAACUUUAAGUGCUCUUCACAGACAGGGGGCGCUGCGGCUGCACACGGGACCAUGUCAACUUCCAACAUGAGCUUUUGCAGCCUCAUUCCAAAUGGUUUCAUACACUGGACCUUAUACAUGCAGAGAGAAAGAAAUGCUGUGAAAAAUAUGGAUUACCUGAAUAUUUCCGGUAAAUCUCUGACCAAAUGUGAGACUGCAAUAUAUGAACGGUGGGGGAUUUUUUUCCUUUUAGAUUUCUUUC
Sinocyclocheilus grahami is the source of this 1230-nucleotide messenger RNA. Its product is annotated as alpha-2,8-sialyltransferase 8B-like. Gene Ontology annotation, biological process: N-glycan processing; oligosaccharide metabolic process. The transcript has 5 exons. Gene Ontology annotation, molecular function: alpha-N-acetylneuraminate alpha-2,8-sialyltransferase activity. Lineage: Eukaryota; Metazoa; Chordata; Actinopteri; Cypriniformes; Cyprinidae. The coding region runs from base 1 to 1059 and encodes 352 amino acids. The record is from RefSeq and is a predicted model, not a curated record.